Messenger RNA from Pelobates cultripes (western spadefoot toad), 18936 nucleotides. The record is from the annotation of a GenBank genome assembly. NCBI's taxonomy places the organism in Eukaryota, Metazoa, Chordata, Amphibia, Anura, Pelobatidae.
GUUACCCAUUAACGAUAACUGGCAUUAAACACGGUGAUAUCGUAUUAUUAAUCUUGAUGUUAUAAUAUACCAUCUGUUAUUUGCUUUAAUUAAUCUAUUGAAACUUUGUCAUACUGUCCUUUUCCGCUCCCUGUUUUGAUACGCCUGUCAGUCAGUGUUGCCAUUUGAUUAUUAGGGUAGGAUAACCGGGUAUGUAAGAAUAACCUGAUAUAAAGAUGGAGAGAGAAAUCACACAGGCACGCGCCCAAUAUUUUAUUAAUACGCCAGGGCACGUUAAGAAAGCUGCUAUAAAGAGAGAAGGGAGGUUUGUGAUUUCCUCAAAAAUUUCAAUAUGCAUCAAUUAAAAAAAGAAGAUACGGUGUAUGUUAAUAUAAAGACUGUAUUAAGAUAUAUGAGAAGUAAUUAUGGAUUUUCUUUAACAGUAAGUUUUAGAUGCUGUCCCUUUAAGAGCUUAGUAACAGUAACCAUGAGGGGGCGUGGUUAGUGGAACCAGGAAGUGAAUCCAGAAAGCUGCAGGUUGCUGGCUCUGCCUGAGGAUCAGACAUGGAGAACAGGGGGCUCUCUGCAGGGGCCAGUGGGUCCCACUGGGAAGGUAACACUGCGGGGAGGGGGGAGGAUGAGGGGGGCACUAAUUAACCCCUUCAUGGCUCUCACUGAGACACACACUACAAUACAUUCUGUGUACACACACACACUAUAAUACAUUCUGUGUACACACACACACUAUAAUACAUUCUGUGUACACACACACACUAUAAUACAUUCUGUGUACACACACACACUAUAAUACAUUCUGUACACACACACAUUAUAAUACAUUCUGUAUACAAACACACACACACACACAUUAUAAUACAUUCUGUGUACACACACACACACACACACACAUUAUAAUACAUUCUGUAUACAAACACACAGACACACAUUAUAAUACAUUCUGUAUACACACACACACAGACAUUAUAAUACAUUCUGUAUACACACACACACAGACAUUAUAAUACAUUCUGUAUACACACACACACAGACAUUAUAAUACAUUCUGUAUGCAAACACACACAGACACACAUUAUAAUACAUUCUGUAUACACACACACACAGACAUUAUAAUACAUUCUGUAUACACACACACACAUUAUAAUACAUUCUGUAUACAAACACACACAGAGACACAUUACAAUACAUUCUGUGUACACACACACACAGAGACACAUUAUAAUACAUUCUGUAUACACACACACACACAUUAUAAUACAUUCUGUAUACAAACACACACAGACACACAUUAUAAUACAUUCUGUAUACAAACACACAUUAUAAUACAUUCUGUAUACACACACACACACACUACAAUACAUUCUGUAUACACACACACAGACAUUAUAAUACAUUCUGUAUACAAACACACACAGACACACAUUAUAAUACAUUCUGUAUACACACACACACAGACAUUAUAAUUCUGUAUACACACACACACAGACAUUAUAAUACAUUCUGUAUGCAAACACACACAGACACACAUUAUAAUACAUUCUGUAUACACACACACACAGACAUUAUAAUACAUUCUGUAUACACACACACACAUUAUAAUACAUUCUGUAUACAAACACACACAGAGACACAUUACAAUACAUUCUGUGUACACACACACACAGAGACACAUUAUAAUACAUUCUGUAUACACACACACACACACACAUUAUAAUACAUUCUGUAUACAAACACACACACACACACAUUAUAAUACAUUCUGUAUACAAACACACAUUAUAAUACAUUCUGUAUACACACACACACUACAAUACAUUCUGUAUACACACACACAGACAUUAUAAUACAUUCUGUAUACAAACACACACAGACACACAUUAUAAUACAUUCUGUAUACACACACACACAGACAUUAUAAUACAUUCUGUAUACACACACACACAGACAUUAUAAUACAUUCUGUAUACAAACACACACAGACACACAUUAUAAUACAUUCUGUAUACACACACACACAGACAUUAUAAUACAUUCUGUAUACACACACACACAUUAUAAUACAUUCUGUAUACAAACACACACAGAGACACAUUACAAUACAUUCUGUGUACACACACACACAGAGACACAUUAUAAUACAUUCUGUAUACACACACACACACACAUUAUAAUACAUUCUGUAUACACACAGACACACAUUAUAAUACAUUCUGUAUACAAACACACAUAAUACAUUCUGUACACACACACAUUACAAUACAUUCUGUACACACACACAUUACAAUACAUUCUGUGUACACACAGACACACAUAAUACAUUCUGUAUACAAACACAUAAUACAUUCUGUACACACACACAUUACAAUACAUUCUGUGUACACACAGACACACAUAAUACAUUCUGUAUACAAACACACAAUACAUUCUGUACACACACACAUUACAAUACAUUCUGUUUACACACACUCUGUAAUAAGAAAUUCAGUGUGUAUCCAAUGUGCGCGCGCGCACACACACUAUAUGAGGGCCAAGGUUUACCCAUUGUGUGUGUGUGUGUGUGUACACACAUUACAAUACAUUAUUUGUACACACUAUAGGUUCCGUUAUUUGUGUUGCUAACCCAGUCGUGAUCUGUCGCUGUUAUUCCUUCUUAUAGAUGAGGACGACGAUGAUGAUGAAGAGGAAGAUGUGCUUCCAGUUCCCCCACUUCAAACAGAAAUCAGUUCUGGCUGGAGGAAUUUGUCAGCUUUCUGGUAAAUAUGUUGCAAAAUGUCACUGCAGGCUGUCUCACACUGUCUGGACGUGUCAGCGGCUGUCUCACACUGUCUGGACGUGUCAGCGGCUGUCUCACACUGUCUGGACGUAUCACACUCUCAGUGGCUGUCUCUCUCUUUUAGGUUACUUGGUUUGUGUAAUAACUUUGCCUACGUGGUCAUGCUCAGUGCGGCUCACGACAUUCUCAGAACGGAGACCAAUGAGACCUCCACGGUGAGUGUUCCCUUUGAGGAAACAGACAGAAUGUUAUCCCUGUAAGGCUGCACCAAGCUUCCGUGGCAGGGUUGUGGUAUAAUAGUAAGUAUGGUGACUAUGUAAUAGUACACUGGGAGUCCGUGGCAGGGUUGUGGUAUAAUAGUGAGUAUGGUGACUAUGUUAGAUGACAUUGGGAGUCCGUGGCAGGGUUGGGGUAUAAUAGUGAAUAUGGUGACUAUGUAAGAUGACACUGAGAGUCCGUGGCAGGGUUGUGGUAUAAUAGUAAGUAUGGUGACUAUGUUAGAUGACACUGACAGUCCGUGGCAGGGUUGUGGUAUAAUAGUGAGUAUGGUGACUAUGUUAGAUGACACUGACAGUCCGUGGCAGGGUUGUGGUAUAAUAGUGAGUAUGGUGACUAUGUUAGAUGACAUUGGGAGUCCGUGGCAGGGUUGGGGUAUAAUAGUGAAUAUGGUGACUAUGUAAGAUGACACUGAGAGUCCGUGGCAGGGUUGUGGUAUAAUAGUAAGUAUGGUGACUAUGUUAGAUGACACUGACAGUCCGUGGCAGGGUUGUGGUAUAAUAGUGAGUAUGGUGACUAUGUUAGAUGACAUUGACAGUCCGUGGUAGGGUUGUGGUAUAAUAGUGAGUAUGGUGACUAUGUAAUAGUACAAUGGGACUUCGUGGCAGGGUUGUGGUAUAAUAGUGAGUAUGGUGACUAUGUAAUAGUACAAUCGGAGUCCGUGGCAGGGUUGUGGUAUAAUAGUGAGUAUGGUGACUAUGUUAGAUGACACUGACAGUCCGUGGCAGGGUUGUGGUAUAAUAGUGAGUAUGGUGACUGUUAGAUGACAUUGGGAGUCCGUGGCAGGGUUGUGGUAUAAUAGUGAGUAUGGUGACUAUGUUAGAUGAUAUUGGGAGACCGUGGCAGGGUUGUGGUAUAAUAAUGAAUAUGGUGACUAUGUAAGAUGACACUGAGAGUCCGUGGCAGGGUUGUGCUAUAAUAGAGAGCAGUGUUUUGAUAAUUUUCUCUCUCUCUCUGUCUUUCUCUCCCUCCAGCUCAAUAUUUCCAGAUCUAACAACAGCCGGUAUGACUGUAAUGAAAUCUCCACCGCGGUACGAUCAGUCCUCUUCCUAUUUCUGUUUCAUUCACUGUUUAUGAUGUGUCUGUUUCAUAAAUUCCCAUGUAGUGCCACACAAGGUUUCCUUACAGUUUACUAUAAUUUCUGACCUCCGUACUCCAUCACAACUUCUCUCAUUUAAAUCCCUCUAUUCUGAUCUAUCUCACUCUCUACAUAUUUGAGUCUCUUAGUAUUUCUCUGUCUUUCACUAUACAUGUCUAUCUCACAGUAUUCAUUUCUGUAUCUAUCCAUCCACCACUUAGUGCUUGUGUGACAGACCGCCUGGCACCCGACCAGGUGCCUCUGCCAAUCGAUGCUCCUUAGUGCUCACCGAGUACUCCAAGCACUCCACCAGACCCCAUCAGCAUUGUAGUCCCCACUUCCAGCAUUACAGCUACCCACCCUGGACCCCAGUCCAGAUUCCAGCUUCACGUGGGUAGACCUCUCCUCCAAGAGAGUGUAGCAAUAUGCUCUUAAAAGAGCAAGUGAUUAUAACUCAGAGGAGUAUUGUGAUAUAGCAAUCCCCAGAGACGAGGCUCUGUAUUGAGGGUAGGCAGGAACUCGUUUAAUGGUAGCCACAACUGGCCUUUUAUGCAAGUCCCCAUGCAAGGGGCACUCUUCCUGGAUGUGAGAGUAAACCACAGUAUAAACAAUUACACAACCACAUUGGCUCUCAGAUCCAGGACACUCCCAUAGAUAAUCAGAACCUGGGAGAUAAUUGAGUCAUAGACUGUACUAAAUCAAUUAUCUCCAGGCAGAAAAACACAAAUUUGUAUUAACAAAAAAACCCAAAUACAUACAAAACUCCCCACAAAUGUUACAUCCCUUGAUAGCCCUGAUCUGGGUGACCAACAUAUCCAAAAAUCACCCAAAUCAGUUCAGGAGCUCAGGAGUUUCCUGGAAGUCAUUUAUUUGACCGACCGCACACAUGGUCCCAUGUCCAAAACAAUUCCAUAGAAUCAGGGCUUGCGGUCGGUCUAGUUCGGUAGUUUGGAAAACGAACUAACUACUGAACAUAGUCAAUGUUCUUAUCCUGGAGCUUGUUCCCCUCAACCAGACAAACUAUUUCACGAACAGUGCCCUUCUAAAGUGUAUAGAACCGAACUCAGGCGAUGAUAGAAGUCCAGCGGUGUUCAGGAGUUUCUGUAUCCAAUAUUAGUUCCAUGAGAUUCAUGCCCUAACACCGUUCCCUGCGUUCAUGCGAACAAGAUGGCCGCCACCUCAUGGUUGUCCAUAGCAAUUGCGGCCACCCAGACGAACAAUUAGAACACUGCGGUGAGAACCGUUCCAAGGUGUUAAUAGGUGUUAACAAGCUCCCAGGUGGUCACUGGUUCGUGUGGUUGUUUGGUAGUCGAAUGGGACAAUGUUAGAAUAGGAGGGGAAUGCAAACUACCAAACAGAAUAGCAAAAAGGCCCGAACAACGUCUUUUAUGAGCCUUUUUGCAUGGCCCAUAGUCCUGAGGUAGGAGGCUGCAAACCGGCUUCUCCAAGAACAUGUGGCGAGGUUACUUUCAACACAGCUUGUCUGAAACUCUUGUAACUAGUGUGUGAUAUACCCAUUACUGUAAGUUUUAACACUGCAGAGCUCUGUGAUACUCGUACACACUGCACAUUACUGUGAGUGCAGCUCAGAGAUACUGAUAUACACUGCCCAUUACUGUGGAGCUCUGUGAUACCGUCAUACACUACACAUUACUGUGAGUUUUAUUGCUGUGGAGCUCUGUGAUACCGUCAUACACUGCACAUUACUGUGAGUGUGAUUGCUGUGGAGCUCUGUGAUACCGUCAUACACUGCACAUUACUGUGGGUUUUAUUGCUGUGGAGCUCUGUGAUACUGUCAUACACUGCACAUUACUGUGGAGCUCUGUGAUACUGUCAUACACUGCACAUUACUGUGAGUUUUAUUGCUGUGGAGCUCUGUGAUACCGUCAUACACUGCACAUUACUGUGGGUUUAAUGCUAGAUAUCCUUUUAAUACAAAUGAAAGAUAGUUAUUUUGCUGGACUGUCCCUCCAAUUAUAGGGAUAUGUGCUAGUGUUUGUCUUUUGAUGUCUGUAUGUCUCGCCUGUUGAUGACGCUCUCUGUAAUUAAUGUUUUCCUUUAUCUAUCUGUGUUCCAGGCUGUACUUCUAGCGGAUAUUUUACCCACAUUGAUUAUCAAGUUCUCGGCUCCGCUCUACAUCCACCGGAUUCCGUACAAGUGAGACAUACAGAAAGAGAAAUUGUCUGCUCCCUGUUGCUGGGUAUCUGAUUUCUGCUAUCAUAGAGCAUCAUUUACACUGUCUCAGAGUCACAUAUUGUCAGUCUUUGACAGUCACAGUGUUGCUAUCUGUGUCGUCAGUUACAAUGUGUGUCUCUUACAUUAGCAUGAUGUUUGUGUCUGUCACCCAGUCACAGGCUGUCUGUCUCUUAAUCACAUGCUCUUUGUCUUGAUUUUCACUUCCACAGUGUCUAUUUCUGCCUCUCUGUUAACCGGUGUCUGUCUAUAGACAGGCUCCCUGACGGCGCCCCGGGCCACAGUUAAAGGGUGUCUCUCUCUGUCUCACAGUUAAAGGGUGUCUCUCUCUGUCUCACAGUUACAGGGUGUCUCUGUGCAUUCUCACAGCUGCAGCAAGUUUUCUCAUUGUCUCCUAUUCCACACAAAUCUCUGUGAGCCUUCUCGGUGAGUCUCAAACCUGUACAAACAUGUUUAUAUACCCUAUGUGUGUCUAUAUACAGCUCUAUGUACUGUGUGUGUCUCUAUAUACAGCUAGAUGCGCUCUGUGUGUAUACAGCUAUAUGUACUCUGGUUGACUCUAUAUACAGCUAUAUGUACUGUGUGUGUGUGUGUCUAUAUACAGCUAUAUGUACUCUGUGUGACUCUAUAUACAGCUAGAUGUACUCUGUGUGUCUCUAUAUACAGCUAGAUGUACUCUGUGUGACUAUAUACAGCUAGAUGUACUCUGUGUGUCUCUAUAUACAGCUAGAUGUACUCUGUGUGUCUCUAUAUACAGCUAGAUGUACUCUGUGUGUCUCUAUAUACAGCUAGAUGUACUCUGUGUGUCUCUAUAUACAGCUAGAUGUACUCUGUGUGACUCUAUAUACAGCUAGAUGUACUCUGUGUGACUCUAUAUACAGCUAGAUGUACUCUGUGACUCUAUAUACAGCUAGAUGUACUCUGUGUGUCUCUAUAUUCAGCUAGAUGUACUCUGUGUGACUCUAUAAACAGCUAGAUGUACUCUGUGUGACUCUAUAUACAGCUAGAUGUACUCUGUGACUCUAUAUACAGCUAGAUGUGCUCUGUGUGUCUCUAUAUACAGCUAGAUGUGCUCUGUGUGUCUCUAUAUACCGCUAGAUGUACUCUGUGUGUCUCUAUAUACAGCUAGAUGUACUCUGUGUGACUAUAUACAGCUAGAUGUACUCUGUGUGACUCUAUAUACAGCUAGAUGUACUCUGUGUGUCUCUAUAUACAGCUAGAUGUUCUCUGUGACUCUAUAUACAGCUAGAUGUACUCUGUGUGUCUCUAUAUUCAGCUAGAUGUACUCUGUGUGACUCUAUAAACAGCUAGAUGUACUCUGUGUGACUCUAUAUACAGCUAGAUGUACUCUGUGACUCUAUAUACAGCUAGAUGUGCUCUGUGUGUCUCUAUAUACAGCUAGAUGUGCUCUGUGUGUCUCUAUAUACCGCUAGAUGUACUCUGUGUGUCUCUAUAUACAGCUAGAUGUACUCUGUGUGACUAUAUACAGCUAGAUGUACUCUGUGUGACUCUAUAUACAGCUAGAUGUACUCUGUGUGUCUCUAUAUACAGCUAGAUGUACUCUGUGUGACUAUAUACAGCUAGAUGUACUCUGUGUGUCUCUAUAUACAGCUAGAUGUGCUCUGUGACUCUAGCAAGCUAGAUGUGCUCUGUGUUGAUACUCUAUAUACAGCUAGAUGUGCUCUGUGUGUCUCUAUAUACAUUGGAUGUGCUCUGUUAAUGAACUAUAUACAGCUGGAUGUGCUCUAUUGUGACUAUAUACGGCUAGAUGUGCUCUGUGUGACUCUAUAUACAGCUGGGUGUGCUCUGUGUUCUGACUCUAUAUACAGCUAGAUGUACUCUGUGUGACUCUAUAUACAGCUAGAUGUACUCUGUGUGUCUCUAUAUAGAGCUAGAUGUACUCUGUGUGACUCUAUAUACAGCUAGAUGUACUCUGUGUGUCUCUAUAUAGAGCUAGAUGUACUCUGUGUGACUCUAUAUACAGCUAGAUGUACUCUGUGACUCUAUAUACAGCUAGAUGUACUCUGUGUGUCUCUAUAUACAGCUAGAUGUACUCUGUGUGUCUCUAUAUACAGCUAGAUGUACUCUGUGUGACUCUAUAUACAGCUAGAUGUACUCUGUGUGACUCUAUAUACAGCUAGAUGUACUCUGUGUGACUCUAUAUACAGCUAGAUGUACUCUGUGUGACUCUAUAUACAGCUAGAUGUACUCUGUGUGUCUCUAUAUACAGCUAGAUGUACUCUGUGUGACUCUAUAUACAGCUAGAUGUACUCUGUGUGUCUCUAUAUAGAGCUAGAUGUACUCUGUGUGACUCUAUAUACAGCUAGAUGUACUCUGUGUGACUCUAUAUACAGCUAGAUGUACUCUGUGACUCUAUAUACAGCUAGAUGUAAUCUGUGUGUCUCUAUAUACAGCUAGAUGUACUCUGUGUGUCUCUAUAUACAGCUAGAUGUACUCUGUGUCUCUAUAUACAGCUAGAUGUACUCUGUGUGUCUCUAUAUACAGCUAGAUGUACUCUGUGUGUCUCUAUAUACAGCUAGAUGUACUCUGUGUGUCUCUAUAUACAGCUAGAUGUACUCUGUGUGUCUCUAUAUACAGCUAGAUGUACUCUGUGUGACUCUAUAUACAGCUAGAUGUACUCUGUGUGACUCUAUAUACAGCUAGAUGUACUCUGUGUGUCUCUAUAUACAGCUAGAUGUACUCUGUGUGUCUCUAUAUACAGCUAGAUGUACUCUGUGUGUCUCUAUAUACAGCUAGAUGUACUCUCUGUGACUCUAUAUACAGAUAUAUGUGCUCUGUAUGUCUGGAAAUAUUAUGUACCUUGUGCAAUGAAGACUGGUAUAACAGCUACCUGUUCAUUUAUUUCCUCCCGAACUGCCUGAGCCUGAAUGAUUAUACCUUGCAGUUCGGGUGUUGGUUCAAAUGAUUCUCCAUAUGAAUGACAGUCUCCCAAGUAUAUUCUCCCAGUAAAGUAGACAGGUACCCAAACAUCAGCCGAAACUAGAUGAAGGGUAUAACAGGAAUGAUUUUAAUGGGUGCCACACUGGCUUUUAUGCAAGUCCCCAUGCAAGGGGCACUCCCACAUGGACCUUGUGGGGAACAUGGACACAAAGGUUACAGCCAAUAAUAAUACAGUGACAAAGUGUGACACUCCUAAUACAAACAGAUAAUCCCCUACUCUCCAUAAUUGGGUCAGAUAAAGUAAUAACUCAAUUAUCUCCAGGCAGAAAAAACACAUUUUUCACAAAACUUGUAAAGUACCCCAAAACCCAUUAAAUCCCCUGAUCUGGGUGACCAACAUAUCCAAAUAUCAACCAAAUCAGUUCAGGGGUUUUGGAAUUUUAUGGAAGUCCAAUUUUGACCGACCGCACACGAGGCUCCUGCCCAGAAACAGUUCCAUGAGUUGAGGCUGUGUGGCCGGUCUAUUUCAAAAAGUCAUAAAAACGGAUAAAUGCACUAACUGCACCCCCUGGCUCGUGGGAACAAAACUACUGAACAGCGCUCUCCUGGCUGUUCAGGAAAAGGAAGCAGGCGUUCAUACAGUUUGACCCGUGUUCAGGAAGUCAAGUGUGCGAUUUUAGUUCCAGACACUCGACGACCAACUCCCGCUGCCUCCUUUCGUACGAUCAAGAUGGCUGCCGUUUUCUCCUGUACGUGGCGUUCGACUAUAUGAACGGGGCCACACAGGGAGAACACUUAAUUGCCUGCUCUCUUUGAAGAUAAUGAGCCAGGGGGGUGGUCGGUGUUCGGUAGUUACAGCUACCGAAUGCAAAAAGUCAACCGAAAUAACACUGUAAUUUCUUCACACCUUGUAAUUAAUUACUCUCCUUCUCCAGGUGUUGUUUUUGCCAGUGUAUCGUCAGGAUUGGGGGAGAUAACUUUUCUCAGCCUCACUGCUUUCUUCCAAAGGUACCAGAUAUAUUUGUAUUUGUAAAACAGGUUAGGGGGGUUUACACAGCACAGACUCCCUACACACAUCCUGAAGAAGAGUCUAAAUAUUUAACUUCCUUUUAUGGUUGUUUAAUUUACAGUUUCUUAUCUCCUGCUUUAAUUGCCUGCUGCAUUAAGCUUGUGUGUGAUUAAAGUUUAAUAAACAGAGCAGGAGAUAAAAACUUCUAAAGUAAACACACUGUGCUGUAAGAUCUGACUUAAAAUUAAAACUCUCUUCAUGUUGGUGGCAUGAGUCACAACAAGGUCAGGUGUGGCUAGGGUUGUAUAAUCAAAGUGAUGUUUUAACUCCGAAAUAAAAGAGAAUUGAGCAGAAAACUGAUUUAUUAAAGGGACACUAUAGUCACCAAACCAAUUGUAUCUUAUUAAAGCUGCUUUGGUGUAUAAUAAAUAAAAAGAACUUAAAUGACUGACAUAGGGUUUGUGAGAACCGAGGUAAGUGGAAACAAAAACAAAAAAGAAUAACUAAUACCUUUUAAAAUGUAACAUUUAUUUAUAUAAUUAAAAAAUAUAAUUUAGUGCUAUGGCUUAAGAUCAUGUUAUGGGUUACACCACAUUUGGAAUGCUUAUGUGGAUUACACUGAUCUAUUUUCUUUUUAGCUUUGGUUUUAUAUAGAUAAUGCCCCUGCAGUCUCAUUGCUCCAUUAUCUGCCAUUUAGGAGUUAAAUCACUUUCUUUAUGCACGUGACUUACACAGCCUUCCUAAACCACUUCCUGUAAAGAGUCAUCUAAUGUUUACACUUCCUCUAUUGUUUAAUGUAGAAUGUAUUCUCUCAUGUUCUGUUAAGAAUAUGAAGACCAUAAAGGAUUAAAAGAAACAAUAGUGCUCACUGUAUAAAAGAUGCCAGGAUUAAAAUGUUAUUUAUUGCAGCAGAUCCGAUGCCAUCAGCAUCUUUAUCCCACAAUGCAUUGCAUACUUUUCAUUCUGUCUGAGUGCAGUAUGACUGCGUGUAGAUUUGUGCUCAAUAAAUGUACAGAGUGUGAAUAAGAGAAUGUAUUCUCAGUACAAUACACUGAGCAGGAAUAAGAGAAUGUAUUCUCAGUACAAUACACCGAGCGGGAAUAAGAGAAUGUAUUCUCAGUACAAUACACCGAGCGGGAAUAAGAGAAUGUAUUCUCAGUACAAUGCACCGAGCGGGAAUAAGAGAAUGUAUUCUCAGUACAAUGCACCGAGCGGGAAUAAGAGAAUGUAUUCUCAGUAGCGGGAAUAAGAGAAUGUAUUCUCAGUACAAUACCGAGCGGGAAUAAGAGAAUGUAUUCUCAGUACAAUACACCGAGCGGGAAUAAGAGAAUGUAUUCUCAGUACAAUACACCGAGCGGGAAUAAGAGAAUGUAUUCUCAGUACAAUACACCGAGCGGGAAUAAGAGAAUGUAUUCUCAGUACAAUACACUGAGCGGGAAUAAGAGAAUGUAUUCUCAGUACAAUAUACCGAGCGGGAAUAAGAGAAUGUAUUCUCAGUACAAUAUACCGAGCGGGAAUAAGAGAAUGUAUUCUCAGUACAAUACACCAAGUGGGAAUAAGAGAAUGUAUUCUCAGUACAAUACACCGAGUGGGAAUAAGAGAAUGUAUUCUCAGUACAAUACACCGAGUGGGAAUAAGAGCGUGUAUUCCAUAAAUUUGCAGAAGACUCUGGAAACGCAAUGAAUAGAUUAAAUGACAUUGUUUUUAUGGUGUGUAAAGACAUUAUAUUGAUUCCAGUCUCCAUACAAAGCUCUACAAUGUGAUAUCAGUGAUUUGUCUGUAUCCCAUACCUGAAUAAGCUUUUUUACUCCACAGUGAUGUGGUCUCAUUCUGGUCAUCUGGCACUGGGGGAGCUGGCAUCUUGGGUUCCCUUUCCUAUUUGGGACUAACGUUGGCUGGUCUGUCUGCUCGGAACUCUCUCCUUGUUAUGCUCAUGAUACCAGCUUUACUCCUCAUUAGGUGAGCUGCUGAAGACUGGCCAGGGUAAAUCAGACUCAUAGACCUGUUGGGUCGGGGGGAUAAUUAGGAUAGAUGGUAGAUAUAAUGGAAUUAUGAUGGGAGUAGGAGAAGGAAUAAACGGACUGGUAUGAUUUGGAGUGGGGUGGAAUAAAGAAGUGUAUAUAAUGGGUAGUGGAUGGGAAAGAGGCUGGUAUGAUGGGAGUGGUGGGAGAUGGAUAAUAAGGACUGGUGAUGGGAGUGGUGGGAGAUGGAUAAAAGAGACUGGUGUGAUGGGAGUAGUGGGAGAUGGAUAAAAGGGACUGGUGUGGUGGGAGAUGGAUAAAAGGGACUGGUGUGGUGGGAGAUGGAUAAAAGGGACUGGUGUGGUGGGAGAUGGAUAAAAGGGACUGGUGUCAUGGGAGUGGUGGGAGAUGGAUAAAAGGGACUGGUGUCAUGGGAGUGGUGGGAGAUGGAUAAAAGGGACUGGUGUGGUGGGAGAUGGAUAAAAGGGACUGGUGUCAUGGGAGUGGUGGGAGAUGGAUAAAAGAGACUGGUGUGAUGGGAGAUGGAUAAAAGGGACUGGUGUGGUGGGAGAUGGAUUAAAGGGACUGGUGUGGUGGGAGAUGGAUAAAAGGGACUGGUGUGGUGGGAGAUGGAUUCAAGGGACUGGUGUGGUGGGACUGGUGGGAGAUGGAUAAAAGGGACUGGUGUGAUGGGAGUAGUAGGAGAUGGAUAAAAGGGACUGGUGUGGUGGGACUGGUGGGAGAUGGAUAAAAGGGACUGGUGUGAUGGGAGUGGUAGAAAUGAGGAUUUUAUUAAAUUAGUCUUUGGACGGUAGGUCUCCCUCAUUCUAGUUGUUAUUGACUAAAACUUCCAGAACUUUUAGAAACCUGGCAGCUUCAUCCCUGAGUGUGGCUAUCAUUUAAUUUCACCUCUUUUGUCUCCUGCCCGCCCUCCCACCUUUAUUCAGUUACUUUUUCCUGAUGCGCCCCCCAUCCUCGCUUCCCCGAUGGUUUUUCCCAAAAGCUGCAGAGACAAGUGUCACGGAUCGACAGCCUCUUAUACAGGCAUCAGCCUCUACAGUGACAGGUACAGCCUCUUAUACAGAACACAGUGACAGGCAUCAGCCUCUACAGUGACAGGUACAGCCUCUAAUACAGAACACAGUGACAGGCAUCAGCCUCUACAGUGACAGGUACAGCCUCUUAUACAGAACACAGUGACAGGCAUCAGCCUCUACAGUGACAGGUACAGCCUCUUAUACAGAACACAGUGACAGGCAUCAGCCUCUACAGUGACAGGUACAGCCUCUUAUACAGAACACAGUAAUGGGUACAGCCUCUAAUACAGAACACGGUGACCGGUACAUUGUCUAAUACAGAACACAGUGACCGGUACGGCCUCUAAUACAGGACACAGUGACGGGUACAGCCUGUAAUACAGAACACGGUGACAGGAACAUUGUCUAAUACAGAACACGGUGACAGGUACAGCCUCUAAUACAGAACACUGUGACAGGUACAUCGUCUAAUACAGAACACAUUGACAGGUACAUCGUCUAAUACAGAACACAGUGACAGGUACAUCGUCUAAUACAGAACACAUUGACAGGUGCAUCGUCUAAUACAGAACACAGUGACAGGUACAGCCUCUAAUACAGAACACAGUAACGGGUACAGCCUUUACAUUAUUUUCAAUGCCUUAAAAAUCUCUGUUUUAACGUUCUUUUAAUAAAGGAAUCACUCUCUAUAGUGACACAUACAGUAUUAUACAGAGUGCGUCUUUAGUGUAUUCUGGUUCACUGGGUUUUGCGUUUUAUAUUUUUGCUGUUCUUGUUUAGAGAUCUGCAUACAUUAUUUCCAAUGCCUUCAAAUUCUGACUCUAUAAAGGGGUCUCUCUCUGUACCAGGUUUAUUAUGAAUAUUCUGCUCUUUUCUUUAAUUUAUUGUAACCAUUCACAUGCUGCAUUUUCUGUCUGAUCAACCCUUCAGAUCCUGAUUUGACAACUUCACAGAAAUGGAAGAUUAUACCAGUGAGAAUCUCUUUAUAUCUCAUAUCCCACAGUCUGUCUCUAUUCUUUUCUCCUGCAGUCUGCCUGUCUAUUCUUUCUCCCACAGUCUGUCUCUAUUCUUUCUCCCACAGUCUGCCUGUCUCUAUUCUUUCUCCCGAAGUCUGCCUGUCUCUAUUCUUUCUCCCGCAGUCUGCCUGUCUAUUCUUUCUCCCACAGUCUGCCUGUCUCUAUUCUUUCUCCCGCAGUCUGCCUGUCUCUAUUCUUUCUCCCGCAGUCUGCCUGUCUCUAUUCUUUCUCCCGCAGUCUGCCUGUCUCUGUUCUUUCUCCCGCAGUCUGCCUGUCUCUGUUCUUUCUCCCGCAGUCUGCCUGUCUCUGUUCUUUCUCCCGCAGUCUGCCUGUCUCUAUUCUUUUCUCCCGCAGUCUGCCUGUCUCUAUUCUUUUCUCCCGCAGUCUGUCUCUCUAUUCUUUCUCCCGCAGUCUGCCUGUCUCUAUUCUUUCUCCCGCAGUCUGCCUGUCUCUAUUCUUUCUUCCGCAGUCUGCCUGUCUCUAUUCUUUUCUCCCGCAGUCUGCCUGUCUCUAUUCUUUCUCCCGCAGUCUGCCUGUCUCUAUUCUUUUCUCCCGCAGUCUGCCUGUCUCUAUUCUUUUCUCCCGCAGUCUGCCUGUCUCUAUUCUUUUCUCCCGCAAUCUGCCUGUCUCUAUUCUUUUCUCCCGCAGUCUGCCUGUCUCUAUUCUUUUCUCCCGCAGUCUGCCUGUGUUUAGUCUUACAAUCUCUCUCUACAAUGUUCUUUUAUUAUACUAUACUGGCUCUGUGUAGUCUGUUACUGUCUGGAUAUCCCCUCUUUGUGGUUAACCAUUCCAUGUUUAAUUACAAUAAGUGCUUGCCCUCACGCUGUCUGUCUGCUGUCUCUUACUACCACUCUUUACUGUUUUGUUGACUUUAUACUUGGCUGUCUCUCUCCCACUUUUCGUUCUCUCUCUAUAUUCUAACGAAUGUUCCUUGUUUCAUCGUAGUCCCUGCUGAAAUAUAUGAUCCCGCUGGCGAUUGUAUACUUUGCUGAAUAUUUUAUCAACCAGGGGCUGGUAAGUCUGGGGAUUUAUUGGAGGUUCUGGUCCUGCGAGACUGGAGAUACCGUUGAGAACACCGAAUGGGUUGAUCUGAGUAUUUAAGGUCCAAUUAUUAAACAGAACAAUGCCAUCAAUGUAGGUGUAUAGGAAAUACAAUUCUGAUAUGAUGGAGGUGAUAUGACAAUAUAGAAAGGUAGUUACUGUUGGGUAGGAUACGAGACAGGCUGAUGAGGCUAUGAGAAUAUGGACAUUAAGGUUCUCUAUUGUAUAGUACAUUAGCUGGGAUGGUGUGACUAGGAGAAUGCAGUGGUGGGUCGUACAUGGUAGGAUAUUAGAUUAGUUGAUGGGACUUCUAGAUUUGAUAAUGAGAAUGUCAGGGUGGGAUUAAUAUUUAUCUUUCUUCCUCCCAGUAUGAACUCAUAUAUUUUCCAGACGUUUCCAUGAGUCACUCUGAGCAGUAUCGAUGGUAAGUCUAAUCCGCUCGCAAUUUAUAAAUAAAAUUACUUCACCGUUGCAACCCCACAUGGGCUCCCUCUCAACCCCUUCCUGCCAUACGGGCUCCAGUCAUCUAUUCUCUUACUGCUGCUGUGUCUCCCCAUUCCAUCACUAUUUACAGAAAUAAAGAAGUUUGUUCUACAGGGCUAACAGAAGCAAUCUCUAACUCUUUAUCUUUACGUCUUGUCCUUGUCUGUCCGCAGGUAUCAGAUGCUGUACCAGGCAGGAGUGUUUGUGUCUCGCUCGUCCCUUCGCUGUGUGACUAUCAGAAGGAUCUGGAUUCUGUCCCUCCUCCAGGUAUGUCUGUCUGUCUGUCUCUGCAAUCUGGGUUUCAGCCCACAAUCUCAGAGUCUCUGUAACGUCAUGUUUUUCAUUUUGUUUAGUGUGCGCUGGCUAUUUUCCUCCUCUUUGGGAUUGCGUACCUCUUCCUGCCCAGCAUUGGGCUGCCCGUUAUUUUCCUGAUAAUAAUAUUUGAAGGUUUGCUGGGGGGAGCUGCAUAUGUGAACUCAUUCAACAACAUUGCAGUCAAUGUAAGUAGACACUGCUUUUUAAUAUGACCUCCUACAGUCCUUAAUAGCUCAGGCAACCUCGACCUGCAGAACACUAUAAACACAGGAUUAUGACUGAGUAAAUUCAUACACAUGGUCCAUACACAGCCCCAGUUAAAGAAAUUGCUGUUAACAUGCAGAGUUUAACAUUAUGGAUGAUCGGUGUCCUAUAAUCUCCCAAGAAAGACUGAAUGGGGCUAAACAUUUAUUGGAAGAUAUGGGUAAACCAUCUGAAUUUACAUUGUGUUACGAAAGCUGGGGGAUCGUCUCCUAUCACGCUGUAUCGUGCACCUCUCUCCUACUCAGUAAAUGUUCUUCAGAGAUUGUGCAAAGGGAAAUACCUUCCUCCGGCCCUAUGAAAGAUGUCAGAAUCCAAACAUUCCCACCUUAGAUGGGUGAUAUUAAUGUUAAAGCUCCCACUUUCCAUGAUAUUAAGAUUUCUACAUUAAUGUCAUUUUCCUCUGUGCGAUGAGAAUAUGUUAAUUCCUCUGUGUUUUUAAAAUGUUUCCUUCCCACAGAGCAAGCCUGAGCACAAAGAGUUUUCUAUGGGUGUUGCCUGUGUGUCUGACACUCUGGGGAUAUCCCUGUCUGGGGCGAUCGCCAUCCCAGUCCAUAACUACUUCUGCAGUCUGCCAUGAGAAAAGGAUUCUGGGUCCAAAAUGCUAUAUUGCACGUCUACUCCAGGAGGAGAGCACAAAUCAUUGUAUGAAGGAAAUGGUCCGAGUACCUGGAAGCCAUCUAAAUUGACUUCACUUCCCAUGCCUGCACUCAGAUCAAUAACUGAUCAAUUGAUUGAUCUAGAAUAUUGAAGAUUUUCUAUGUCGUCUUUUUUUUAUUUCACUAGAAAUGUUACAUUUUCUUAUCAACAUCAUGACCAACUCGGAUUAAAAGCUGCAGUGCCUGAUUGUAAUAGAUCUUACCAAUUCACAGAUAUCUGGAUUUAUUAGGUAAUUGCUGAAAAAAGUAUUUAAAUGUAUUCUGUUUAAAACACUACUUGUUGUUUUAUUAUUUGUUUGUAUUGUACAUUACUGCUGGAGAUAUUGUAUCUGUUUAAAUGUAUAGUAUGGCAUUCAUUGUCAGAGUGUAGUAAAGCACAUGGCCUGAAGGGGUCACUAAUGCACACACCCCUUGCACUAUUCUAAGUAUUUAACCAGGAAAGGUACAUUCAGAUUACUCUGGGUCUCAAGUACGUUCUGGGACUGUUACUUUUGCCCAGCAUCCAGGGGUUGUUAUUAUUAUCCAAUGUAAUGGUAUUCCAUUUAUCUAACUCAGAAGGAUGAAUACACAAAAUACUUUAUUGUCGUGACAAAUUAGCUGAUGCUAAGUACCAUCACACAAUUUAAAGUGCGACAAUCUCUUAAAGCUGUCCGUUAGCCAUCUGAGAAGUUAAUGGUUUCCUCUGUUCAUUGUGUCCACAUUCUGCAUGUCUUUGCUCAAUAAUAGAUUUGAACCACCAGGAAGAUUAAUCAGUCCUGGCUUCCAAGGCUGAAUGGAUGCUUAUUGCUGACUUUCUAUAUUAAACAUGUGAAAAGUAUAGUAUAAACCAUGGGUCGUCAACCUGGUCACUAUCGCCCACUAGUGGGCGUUUCAGGAUUCCAGGUGGGUGGUAGGGAUUUCGGCGGCUAAAACUUCAGUUUGAGAGCGUGGGUGGCAGGGCCGGACUGGCCCAGCUAGGGCUGGGCUGACAGCCCUAAUGAUUAUUAUGAUUAGUCCUCCCCUCGGACUUUGCCAGCCUGUCAGUCCGAGGGGAGUAAGGAGGGAGGAGCUGGAGGCUGGUGUGGCUGCCAGCGGCCGCAGGGAGACCUGUCAGUCUCCCUGCACAGUCUGAAACCAUUUUGGCCACAUGCCCCGCCCCCAAACGGAAACUACGCCUCCCACACACAAGCUCCAAAAACACCCUUUAAAACACCCUCCUUUCUAAAAAAUAUUCUGCACUUGCGCGAAAACUGGGGGGUGGUAAGGAAAUUUUUCCAUCAAGAAAGAUGCAUUAGUGGGCGGCAGAUAGAAAAAGGUUGACUACCCCUGGUAUAAACCCUCAGAUCCUGGUAACAAUAACUUGCAAAAAGGUGUACAGCUUUCCAUGGAUGUAACCAGAAAUGUUUAGAGAGAACACAGGACAUGUUUAGGGAGGGUUACAUAGGACAAAAGGUGUUGUUUACUACACAUAACAAAACUACAAUUUGCAUAGAUAAAGUAUGGCUGUGAGAUCCUGGCGCCCGACCUAUUGGACACAAUGUGCUGUCUUAACCAGGAGAGUCUAACAAAUGUAAAUCAAAUCCAUUCUUUCCUUAAACAAUAUAGCCGCUUUAAUUUAAUUUUGUGAGAUCCUAUUGUUACUGCAGUAGCAUACAUAUCCAUAGAUAUCAGGGAGGUCCACUUCCAUUAUACCCUGAGGGACUGACAUGCUCUACUGGGCUAUACAAUAUACACAAAUGGGAGCAGAUCUGGAGAGGAGCUGAGAGCUGGGACAGACGGAUAUCCAUCAUUAAAGGCUCUACCAUGUGUUAUCUUUGGUGUACUGUUAUGUUUUAUCUAGAGAAAGUUUUUCUAUGGUUUAUAAGUAAAGAAAUGGUUCUUUGAUAAAUUAAGAGCGAGAGCUAUAUUCCAUUCUUACACUUCUACCCUUUUUGGCUGUUAAAGAGUCGAAUUAAAG